Naegleria gruberi is the source of this 2439-nucleotide messenger RNA. RefSeq lists its product as uncharacterized. Gene Ontology annotation, biological process: protein phosphorylation. Gene Ontology annotation, molecular function: ATP binding; protein kinase activity. The coding region runs from base 1 to 2439 and encodes 812 amino acids. The record is from RefSeq and is a predicted model, not a curated record. NCBI's taxonomy places the organism in Eukaryota, Heterolobosea, Eutetramitea, Acrasida, Naegleriidae. The transcript is spliced from 3 exons.
AUGAGAAAAGAAAUCUCCCUUAGCACAUUUUUUAAGGGAGAGAAGAAACGUAAAAUAGAUUGCGCUUCGGAAGAGUUUGAGGAUGAAGAAGGUGUUUGGGUCUUGAUAUAUGGACCAUUUGGAAUGUUAAAUUGGCCUGGUUUAUAUGAUAAGAAGAAUCACAAGGCAACUAUUUUGAAUGCCGAUGAUUUAGGUGAUUAUGAGGUGUUAUCGGUCCUUGAUUUUAAAUUAUGUGAUUCAGAUGUAUUCAUGACCAAAGUACCUGAUUAUCUUCAAAGUUCUUGGAAGAGUGCUUUGGAAUUAGCGUUUAAUAAUACAAAAGAGGAAUUGAUAAUGAAACACUUUUUUGAAAAACAAGAAAAGACUGUUAUUGAUAGAAUAGAGGCAGAGAACAAUGAAGUUGCUCCUAGCUUGUCAAUAAGUACAAAAUCUUUUCUUGCAAAAGGCUUGAUUUCUCUUAAACCAACAGGCAUUGUGUUUGAUGAUAAUAGAGACAUGUUAAAAGUUGAAGAAGAUAUGGAGCGUGUGUUUGAUCGAGACAAAAUUGAAAAUGUUGAUUGUCCUAUUGAGUUCUCCAAAAAACUGUUCUUCUCCUACAAGAACAACAAUCCAACUCCAUUACUCUCACCACUCUAUGCAUUGCAGAACUUACAUUUUGAACAGGAAUCAGAAAUGAACUAUCAGGAAACUCUUUCCAUUCUGUUUGCCUUUCUUAUUAGUAUUUCACAGGGAAAAUUGACCUCUACUGGGUGCUUUUUUGGAGAAUGGAAACCAGUUGAAGUGGAUUCUAUUUACGACCAUCCAGACUUUAAGAAAAUUGUGUUUCUAAUGAGAGGAUCUUUAAAAGAAUUGAUGAAUAACUUGUUCUCAAAUGAUUUACUUAAUUCAGAUACUGAAUUGGACACCUUUGGAUCGCUCUCAGGUGGGACCAAAAUUUGCUUUUUAAGACUUUAUCUUGUUCCAAAGAGUAGUAAUACUACAAUUUUUAGUUAUAGUUUUAGAUUAUUCAGUUCGGAAUGGUAUGAUAUUAACACAUCGAACGGAAGAGCUAAAGCUGUAUCAAUACUUCUUCAAAUUGGAAAAAACUGUUUGAACAAGAGUUUCAAUAAUGAAGCCCAAAAAAAGGUGAGGAACAUAUCUGAUACACCAACAACUUCAAAGUCCAAUACAGAUCCAGGACUUUUUGAUAUAACGAAUCAGUCAAUUAUGAUACAUCAAUUUUUCCCUCAACGAAUGUUAUAUGAAUUCAAAACGCCCGAUGAAGCCAUUAAACAUUUUUCUCAAAUACUACGAUAUCCACUACCUGUUGAAGAAGAAAUCCAAAAAGAACUCAAAAGCUCUUGUCACAAAACUUUUCUGAACCAAAAAGGCAGAACCUUACUAUUUUUUACUAAGGAAAAACCUUACGAAUUGAAUAUUUAUCCAAGGGGACAAUUGUGUCCCCAUCCUAUGAAUGAAAUUCAAUUAUUUUUCAAUACUGAAGGUGAGAAGUUUACUUAUAGGUAUUGGUUUCUUAAAGUUUCAAUGAGAACAAUUGAAUAUAUAUAUUCUAGAAUUGAAGAUGGGAACGAUCAAGAAGAUUUUGAGGAUGAAAAUGAAAGGAAAGACGAUUGUACCGUAGACAAUAACAUUGAUCAUAACGAUAACAACAAUACUUCUCUUUUUAAACUUUCCCAAAGUAUUCAUGAUCUUGAUUUAGGAUUAGACUUUAGCAACUUGCAAAUGGAAAAGUUAGAACAAAAAUCAAUUCUAGGAACCAUACAAUAUAAGAAUAAGGAAUCUUAUUUCAAGAUUACAAAUAGAGAAAUCGACAAUGUGUUUGUAAUGAAAUUGAUGAAAGAAAUUAGAGACCCUAAUAUUUGCAAUAUUUUCUAUUAUGGACCUGUAAAUAGCCAAUUAAAUAUUACAGUUCAAGAAAAAUUAUUAAACUAUGAUGAGCUGAUAAAAAAGAUGCAAAGUAAUCAAGAGUAUCAAGGAAAUUCCAUUAUAAGAACAAUCAUACUGAAGACAUUGAUAGGGUGUUUACAUGCUCUUAAAUGCAUUCAUAAUAAGGGCAUUGUUCAUUGUGAUGUCAGUGUUCAUAACAUUAUGUUUAGAAUGAAAACCAGUUACGAUUUUGAUGCUGUUUUAAUAGAUUUCAAUAACUCUAAAUGCUUGAAUUCCAAUCAACAAAGUAUAUUGAAUUACAAAGAUGAUUACACACCUCAAGAUCCGAAUAUCAGAUUCACGGUAAAACAUGAUAUAUUUGCACUGUCUGUGGUUAUUAAAAAGAUAAUGGCAAACUAUUCCAGGGUUUGUGAAGAGAUUUGUAAUGACAUUCAUUUUGAAGAAUACAACAUUAUUCCAAUCUCUAAUUGUAUUAAGAAAAUGAGUGCAGUUCAGUAUUCAAGAGUUACUGAAGUAUUGGAUGACGUUGUCUCUUUCUGUAUGACCAUUUAA